GCCACUUGGACCGAACCUGGGAAAGGGAUGAACGCCUUUCGAGUAAAGGACGACUUCGAAGGCUCGAAGCUGGCCGCUGACGGGGACGACAGCAUGGACGCAAACUACUACAACAAGAUGCUGCGGAAGAAGUACGCUAUCACUCGAGGGCCCCGUCCGCAGGUCCGACCCGAGCGACACGAGAAAUGCGAGGACGACCGAGACUGCAGGCGUUCGCCGAGCCAGAUCUGCAUCAAGCACGCAGGCGAGGUGAACGGCCGUUGCCAGUGCCCCUUCUACCGGCCCGUUGAAGCCACCUUCAACGGCGUCGUGCGGUGCGUCACUGCCAAGGACCUGUUCGACGAGUGCCGAAGCAACGAGGAGUGCGCGGCCACCAACCCGUACCUGGAGUGCGUCAACCGGCUCUGCUCCUGCCAGCCUCCUCACGUCCUCAAAGACCACGCGGAAUGCAUAGGCGGUGAGCGACACUGGGUUACUCCGUUACUGCGUAACAUUGGUUGAGUGAUUUCACUGACGUAAUGUUAAGUUUCGCGAAUAGCCAGUGUCUAAUCUUCGUAGAUACGUGAAGAAAGGUGGUUAGCUCUCGUGGAGACCAGCUGGCUGCUUGCGGUAGGAAAUGGCUGAAGGAAAUAAAAUUCAAU
Rhipicephalus sanguineus (brown dog tick) is the source of this 641-nucleotide messenger RNA. RefSeq lists its product as uncharacterized. The record is from RefSeq and is a predicted model, not a curated record. NCBI's taxonomy places the organism in Eukaryota, Metazoa, Arthropoda, Arachnida, Ixodida, Ixodidae. Bases 28 to 501 code for a protein of 157 amino acids. The transcript is spliced from 3 exons.